Paramecium tetraurelia is the source of this 492-nucleotide messenger RNA. RefSeq lists its product as uncharacterized. The record is from RefSeq and is a predicted model, not a curated record. The transcript has a single exon. NCBI's taxonomy places the organism in Eukaryota, Ciliophora, Oligohymenophorea, Peniculida, Parameciidae.
AUGGCUUCACCAUCUUAAUUAAUAUUUAUCGGACUCAUCCAUUUUGAGAUUAGGGAGUAGGAUAGAAGGAUAUUGAAGAAGUAAAGCUUAGCUUAAAUAGAGGACUCUGAUGUUAAGGAGUUUUUAAGAAGUGAACAGGAAUAUGAGAGAACUAGAAAUAAAGCUCAGUCUCCUUUUUUCAAGAAAAUGGAUAAGAAUCCCAAUUAUUUACUGGUUUUGGAACCAUCGUUGGUGAGUCAAGUGAACCAAACAUUAAGAGGAAUAGAGGAUCAUAUAGCAGAACAUCUCCCAAUUGAAUUACCUGAAGAUGAAUGGAAAUAGAGAGCAAUAAAAAUAUUAUUAACUUGGAAUCUGUCAGAAAAGAAUGAAUUGGCCAAGUUCGCAACUGGGAGUGAGUAAGUUGAGAAGCACUAUCUGGAAUUCGGACUUUUAUUUUUAGUAUUGGCAGUUAUUGGAUAUGUUAUGAUAUUUGUGAUGAAACACAUGAUUUGA